AUGGAAGAAUAUUAUCCCAUUUCCAGUACUUUAGAUUCUGACACCGCCCCCAUCGAAUUUGAAAUUAAAGGACAAGGAGAUCACUAUCUGGAUUUAUCUCAAACUUAUGUUCAAAUGGUAUGUAAAUUUACCAAAGACGAUGGAAGUAAUCUGACUGGGGCGAACAGCACUUCGAGUCCCGUGAAUAAUAUCUUACAUUCCAUGUUUACGGAAAUUGAUGUCAGUCUGAAUGGAAAAAUAGUAACUCCGGGGACGGAUACUUAUCCUUACAAGGCUUAUCUGGAGAAAUUAUUGUCUUACCGACCCAGAACUUUAAAGACACAGACCAGGGCCUGUAGUCUGUGGGAAAAAGAUACGGCAGGACAUAUGGACGAAGUGGGGAUAGAGGCUCUUGGUCUAGCUCAAAAUAAAACCUUUAAUGUAACUCCGGGUGCAAAUGGUGGUGCCGACACGGUGACCAUUAACGAACCCAUCCUCACAGCGUUACCGGCUAAUUCUAAAAACAAUCUAUUUUAA
This is a messenger RNA of Saccostrea cuccullata (small rock oyster), 516 nucleotides long. RefSeq lists its product as uncharacterized. The transcript has a single exon. Bases 1 to 516 code for a protein of 171 amino acids. The record is from RefSeq and is a predicted model, not a curated record. Lineage: Eukaryota; Metazoa; Mollusca; Bivalvia; Ostreida; Ostreidae.